AUGGAAGCUGGACGGCUCGCGGCGCUCGCGAUGAAGAACCACGCCUUGCCCCUGCGCAUGACGCUGGUUCGCGAUCGUCAGGCUCAGGCGGGUGCGACCGAGCAGAAUGCGCAGCCCGACUCUGAGAUGCCGCUUGCGGCGACCCGGCCCGAGCAGAAUGCGAGCAGAAGGGCGGAGGCCCCCACGCUCGCCGACUCCGAGAUGCCGCUUGCGGCGACCCUGCCCGACCGCGAGGAGCCGCCGCCGCCCGAGGAGCAGCAGCCGCCGAUCCUCGUGCAGGACUCCGUGGAGUCUGCAGGCAGCGGGCUCAAGCGCGAUGCUGACGGGGCUGUUGACGAGGACGAGGCCGACGGCAAGAAGCGCAAGAUCGACUUGGACGAUGUGGAGCUGGCCGAAGCCAUGGAGUUCAAGCGAGCCACCGAGGAGCUCGCCGAGCAGCAGCGCAUGGAGAAGCAGAAGAUGGAGAUGAUGUUUCGGGAGCUGGAAGAGAAGCAGCGCAUGGAGAAAGAGCAGGCGCAGAAGAAGGUUGACGACAUUCGUGCAAAGUGGAAGGCGCGGCGCGAGGCUGGAGGUGAGCCGGCUUCAAGUGGUCAGCGUGCACAGGUGGCGACAGAGGCAGAGGUGAUCGCGGCCAAGCAGAAGUUCGAGGACGCGCUGCGCGAGGCCCAGCAGGAGCAGCACAUUCGGGAGAUCGAGGAAGAGCAGCGCCGUCAGGAGAUCGAGCUGAAGAAGCACGAGGACGCCGCCGACAGGGAGGAGCGCAACAAGAUCAUCAUGGCGGAGAUCGAGGCUGAGCAGCGCAGGGCGAUGAAGGCCGCCACGGAUGACACGCCCACGGCGAAGAUGACCGAGGGCCAGCGCGCCGCGUGUGUCUCGCACGUGGAUCGCGACGAGGCUGAGCCGCUCCCGCCCUUGACCAUGGACGACAUCAUGGAGGAGAUCAACAAGGCUCGGCGUCCUCGGAGGGCGCCUUCUUGGAGCGCGCGCGGGCGCUGGACCGCAGGUACCUCGACGCUUGGUACGAGCAGCGCUUCGGCGGCCUCUACGCCGACCCAAUGGACGCACUGA
Molecule: messenger RNA, 1068 nt
Organism: Prorocentrum cordatum
Lineage: Eukaryota; Dinophyceae; Prorocentrales; Prorocentraceae
Source: the annotation of a GenBank genome assembly